Molecule: messenger RNA, 691 nt
Organism: Venturia canescens
Lineage: Eukaryota; Metazoa; Arthropoda; Insecta; Hymenoptera; Ichneumonidae
Exons: 4
Coding region: 102-620 (172 amino acids)
Source: RefSeq, a predicted model, not a curated record
UUGUUUGUUUGUUGUUAUUGCUACGUGCGGUUAAUGGAAGAAAAAAUCUCGGUGCUUCAUCAUCACGGCCAACAAAUAACGACAUUUAUUCAAUUGGACUCAUGUAUCGAUGCUUGAACUGCAAUAUGCCGGUGGCACUCUCCUGGGUGUCACACCAUUCCUGCUUCCUCCACCAGCAAAGGAUUUCCAUCGACGAAUUCAAUCUUAUCGAUGGAAUCCAAGCUUCUGCAAACAGUGACUCUGCGAUUGAGGAAACGGAUGAUGGUGUAUGUUUAAACACCCAGGAGGAAGCUACUCACCGUAUUUGGAAUUGCGUCGUGGCGGCAAUGGAACACAACCAGGAUAUGCUCAGAUAUCCUACCGAUGCUCUGAGCAUAUCCCGGUUAAACGAUUCAUGGGUGCAGCUCGACGAAGAAUUGUUUCAGUAUGCAGAAGGCACCCUCGACGAGUGGAAAACAAGAUGGAGAGAAAAAACAACACUUAAAUGGGAAAUUCUCAAAGACACCAAAUUGACCAAUGAAAAGCUGGAUUUAUUUUUUUCUGAUGCAGAAAAACGACUUCUACACCUAAUGGGUCACAUCAAGAAUUUUCAAAUGAACGUAAUUCCAAUAUUUCCUUAAUAUGUAACAUCAUUUAUGGAAUAAAUAAUGUGAAAAUAAUAAAUUGUUAAUUUUUAUGAUUCAAUAUGCGU